UCCCUGUUCCCCAGCAUGGCUGUUCCCAUGACAUGUGACUGCCCAAGGACAGAACAGACCAACGACACAGGACAAAAGGUUGCCUGUGAGGGUCUUAUUGACCCCCCUGUUCCUCCGAUGAACCCCCUCAACUCCAUGAAACCCGGUCUGCCUCCCACUCCGCACAGUGACGGUAACUUCCUGUAUGACUCUACCUCCUGGCAACAAGGCAACAAUCCACAGCCAGGAGCACUCUCCGUGGUAACCACUGUCUGGGGCGUGACCAAUCCCUCGCACAGCCAGGUGUUUGGUGCGCCCAUGGGUCCGGGUGGGAACUCUGGAGGUCACAUGAUGCAGGGUGGCGGCGGCGGUGGAGGGAUGAGUCCCGGGAUGAGCCACCAGUACCAGAGCUACGGUGAUAAGGGCUACGGACAGCCGGGCCUGUACGGGCGCCCCAACACAGCCUACAGCCAAGCGCCUCCGUAUGGACAGAGUUACUCCAGUAAUGGUGGUGGAGGGGGUAUGGGCCAACGCCCCCCCUCUGAUUUCACCCAGGCUGCUGCCGCUGCCGUGGCUGCCGCCGCUGCCACGGCAACUGCCACUGCCACGGCAACAGUUGCUGCCAUCCAGGAGAAGCAGAACCAGGAAAUGAACUAUGGCCAGAUGGGUGGAGGGCCCUCCUCUUACAGUACCCAGUUCCUGUCCCACCCAGGCCCCCAGCAGGGUGGGCCCCGCGGCCCCCCGGGGAUGAGCCCGAGUGGCAUGGUCCAGUCCCGGCCAGGGCAGCACCCGUCUAUGGGGGGCAUGGUGUACCCCUCCCAGGGCCAGGGCCAGAGGAUGCCCCAGCAGCACGCUGGCUAUCCAGGAGGACAGCAGGGGCUCAAACGGCCCUACCAAUCAGAGGGUUUCCCAGGGCAGCAGUAUGGUUCAGGGGGCAUGUCUCCCUACCACGGUGGACAGCCCCUCCAGUACCCCCCCGGACCCCAGCAGCGUCAGGCCCAGUCCCCUUCCUACCACCCGAACCAGAGGAUGCCCCCAAUGGGCCAGUACCAGCCAGGACCACCCAACCCUGCGCAGUAUUACAAGCAGGAGCAGCAGUAUAACGGGCAGCAGGGAAACAUGCCACCAGGAUCAGGAGGUUACAACGCCUUUACACAGGCUGCCGUCAAUGCGCAGGCUGGCCGCGUCAUGCCGGGGUACCCCAGUUCCCCUCUAGGGGGAAACCCCACCCCUCCCAUGACUCCGGGUAGCUCCAUGCCCCCCUACCUGUCCCCUGGUGGGCCUGGGCCAGACACCAAGCCCCCGUACCUCGCCCAGGGCCCCGACGUCAAGCCCAACAUCAACUCCCUACAGCCCCCAACUGGUAACCCUAGCGACGACCUGCGGCUGACCUUCCCAGUGCGCGACGGCGUGGUACUGGAGCCGUUCCGGUUGGAGCACAACCUGGCAGUCAGCAACCAUGCCUUCCAGCUAAGAGACUCUGUCUAUAAGACCCUCAUGAUGAGGCCUGACCUGGAGCUGCAGUUUAAGUGUUAUCACCACGAGGACAGACAGAUGAACACUAACUGGCCCGCCUCCGUACAGGUACAAUCACACCUACAGGUGUCUGGUCCUUGCUUACAGGUGAGUGUGAACGCCACACCGCUCACCAUCGAGAGGGGCGACAACAAGACCUCCCACAAGCCCCUCUACCUGAAGCAGGUGUGUCAGCCGGGGCGUAACACCAUCCAGAUCACCGUCACCGCCUGCUGCUGUUCCCACCUGUUUGUGCUGCAGCUGGUUCACCGGCCGUCGGUGCGCUCGGUCCUCCAGGGCCUCAUGAAGAAGAGACUACUGCCCGCAGAGCACUGUGUCACUAAGAUCAAGAGGAACUUCAGCAGUGGUACCAUCCCCGGGACCCCUGGGCUCAACGGGGAGGAUGGUGUGGAACAGACGGCCAUUAAAGUCUCACUCAAAUGCCCCAUUACCUUCAGGCGCAUCCAGCUGCCUGCGCGCGGACACGACUGUAGACACAUACAGUGUUUUGACCUGGAGUCUUACCUACAGUUAAACUGUGAGAGAGGGACCUGGAGGUGUCCUGUGUGCAAUAAGACCGCUCUAUUGGAGGGACUGGAGGUGGACCAGUACAUGCUGGGAAUUCUAAUAUACAUACAGAAUUCAGACUAUGAGGAGAUCACCAUAGAUCCAGUGUGUGGCUGGAGGCCUGUGCCAGUCAAACCGGACAUCCACAUAAAGGAGGAAGCGGAUGGUCCGGUGUUGAAGCGAUGCCGGACUGUCAGCCCCAGUCACAUGAUGAUGCCCAGUGUCAUGGAAAUGAUCGCAGCUCUGGGCCCAGCCUCCUCGCCCUACCAGGGCCUGCCACCAGGGGGCAGGAACACACCGGACUACAACACCCAAGGUCCAGGAUAUUCAAGCCAGUCAGGCUUCUCUGACUUCCCCAACACCCCUGGAACUCCCACCCUGAGAGACUUCACAUCUCCUGGACCCCCUAACAUCUACCAGCAGGACCAGAUGUCCCACUCUGGCCGUAUGGACCCUUCCCAUAAUGCCCUGCAGCAACAACAACAACAGCAGCAGCAUCAACAGGGUCUCCACAGUAAUCAGAGUCUCGGAGGUGGCGUUGGUGGACAGAUGCAGCAGCGGAACUCCAAUACCCAGAAUGCCCGGUUGCAGACAGAGGGCUCUUUCGGCCUUGGCGGUCCUGGAGGAGAGGGACCUGAUCACACCCUGGAUCUUCUCCCUGAGCUGACCAAUCCAGAUGAGCUGCUGUCCUACCUGGGUCCUCCAGAUCUACCUAGCAACAGUAACGACGACCUGCUCUCUCUGUUCGAAAACAACUGAAGACUCAAUUCCUUGCUUGCUUAGGACAGCUUUAUCUAUACCAGAAGGGGGAUAGAGGAGGACAGGUGGGGGGGGGGGGGGUUGGGUGUUCAGAGAGGGAUUCUUGUUUUCAUUCCCCAUGUCUACCCAUCCAUACCUUCUAUAGACCAUAGCUACAUGCCUUCCACAAGGUGAUGAGGUGAAUGACAGAUUCAGACAUGACUGUUCCUCUGUCCGGGAACUCUGUCAAGACUGUAGCGUUUUUAGACCCAUUGUGAAGUGUCUCAUUGGACUCUGAAUCUUUUAAAUAAAAACAAAAUCCCGAAGAGUGAUGCGCAAGACAGUACGUGGGACUGCCUGCACUGGCCAGCAGCUAGAACUGAAAUUUGAUGUUCUUAUAAACAAACACACAAGCCGAAGGAUUUAUCAGCUUUUUAAAGGAUAUUUUUAGAAACACAAAAGAAAGUGUUAUAUUGGCUUUCCAUUGUGUAUUUAUCAUUAUGGAACAUGUCUUUGAAUGAGGAACAGACAGUUGUUCUCAAUUGAUAUGUCUUUGCGUCAUAAAGAAACUAUAUGGUGUUGUACUUUCUGAAGGGGAUUUAUGAAUGCUAAAACAAAAGUAUGAAGCAGUGACACCAAGACAGACAACAUCUAUACCUUCAGAUGAUGUCAUGCUGAGGUAGCACAAAAAAAAGAGAUUAGGAGAAGAAAAGAAAAAAUCCUACCCUGAUCUAUAGACAACAUUAAAAAGACACAGAGAGAGAAUAUGGGUUAUUUUAGGUGAAUAACUGGAUUGAGUGGGGAGGAGGGGAUGGCUUGAGCCAGGUGAGUCAGAAACCAGACAUUGGAAACUCACCUCCAGACACACCCUUGUUUGUCUUUGCCUCCUUUCACAUUUUAUUAAUUAAGCAGACAUUCUUGUAUAGUGGCUUGCAGGAGCUAUUAGAGUUUAGUGUCUUGCUCAAGGACAAAACAGCUGAUUUUUCACCUUGGUGUGUCAGUGGUUCGAUCUAGCCACCUUUCAGUUACUGUUCAGAGACUCAACCACUGAGGGAUCGGCCUCCUGCAACAGUAGCUAUACAUUUACUAAACAUUUAAAUAUGUACCGACACAUUUGUGAUAAUGUGAAGCUUCCAUCUGUUAAAAUAAAAAGCCUUCUGAAUACAGGACUUGUGCACUGAUUGAGAUAUGUGGUAGAGUUGUGCUCACCAUGUCAGGGAGUGAAUAUGCUCUUUACCUUCCUCUCCAGCCCAGAAACAUACUUUUAAAACAGCCUUUCUGGUUUCUCUCUCUGGGUCUUUAAUUGUCUUUGACGUCAUCAUUGCUUUGUAAAGAUUUUGUGUGACAGGCCGAAUUGUUCUGGGCACCCAAAGUUGGAUUUGUAUUGUGCAAUGUUUCUGUUCAAGAAUAUCUGUGUAUCAUUCUUUUUUUAUAAUCAUGAUAAUAUUGUUGUUAGAGUAAUUAAAAUGUUGGUAAAGUUGUGCACAUCUGUCUUAUAUAUGUUUAAACUAGCAGCAGUGUGUCAAAUUCAUGAUGCCUGUAUUCACAAAUGAAUUAUAUGGACAGGGGUGCUUUGAGAAACAGUGUGAAUACGGCCCAUGAUUUGAGACUGUACAAGGGACUUCCGAGACAAGACCAAUAUCUGCUUGGUAAAAAUUUCUCAUGUUUUAUUCUUGUCUAGAUGAUGAUGAUACUUAGAGGCCCUUGUCAGUAUACAAUUAGUAACAUGUUGAAUUGUCCUAUUUAACUGCACACCAGUUUUUCUAAAGAUGAUUGUGAAAUAUUUCCAUUAUGUUUUAUAAGUAAAAUAUGUUCCUUCUGA
Esox lucius (northern pike) is the source of this 4621-nucleotide messenger RNA. It is a transcript of the gene zmiz2, whose product is annotated as zinc finger, MIZ-type containing 2. Gene Ontology annotation, biological process: protein sumoylation; regulation of transcription by RNA polymerase II. The coding region runs from base 16 to 2820 and encodes 934 amino acids. Lineage: Eukaryota; Metazoa; Chordata; Actinopteri; Esociformes; Esocidae. Gene Ontology annotation, molecular function: SUMO ligase activity; zinc ion binding. The record is from RefSeq and is a predicted model, not a curated record. The transcript is spliced from 20 exons.